UCACUUCAUCCAUCAAAUCGGCCAAACCACUUCUUUUUUUUUUUUUUUUUUAUGAGUUGAGACCGACGUGUGCUCCUUGCAUUACAAACUGUUAAAAAGUUGAUGCAGUAGACUACAGAGGCUUGACAUGGAUCCAUAAACUAAAGUGUGGUGAAACAGGAUGUUUGCAUGGGUCAGAACCCAACUGAAGCAAUCAGACGUAGUCAGUCACCCCCAGUGCUUUUCAAUGUCAAUGUGGAGAGUUGAAAUUUCUCUUUACGUCUUUUUUUGUUAUUCUUCUUGAUAUGUUUAUGAUCUUGUGCAGGUUACUAAGGAUUACAGAGUGAGAAGGGUUUCAGAUCCAUUGAGAUAUAAUGAUAUUGCUACUGCUUCAUCGGAGGGGAGCAAGGACAUUUGGACAGACAGAGAGAGAGACUGGGAUGAAACAGAGGCUAUUGACACAGGACAAGGAGGUGAACCUGGAGCAGGUGCAUCGGCGCAUGAACAGUCUCAUAGACGAGGACAUGGUGCACAAGCAGAUCCCCGGGCCAUCUAUCGAGAUCUCUGCCCUGGACAUCGGUGGCAUGCAGCCGGGCCAGGCGGCACGGGAAGCUGGCCGGGAUUUCGCGGGCACGGGUCUAUCCGUGAGCACCUUUCUGCCAGAGCAGGCCCAUGGUGUGGGCAGGACACUGGCACCAGGGCCUGGCACUGCACUCCCGCUGCCCCUGGGCAGCUCCACCAUGCCCUCCUCCAUACAGUGCAAACACAGGGCCCCCAACGGGGGUCUCUUCCGGCAGAGCCCCGGCAAGACGCCCAUGCCAAUGCCAUACCCACCAGUUCCAGGAGGACCCAUCCCCGAAGCCAUUGAUCCCACCCAUAGCACGUCCAUCUGAGGCCACAAGGGGGCAGCUUUCUUGCGGGAAGAGGCGGGCGGUACGAUUGGGGUUGUAAUGUAUAAAAAGAACAAAGAAAAAAAUAAACACACAUAUAAGGGUGGAGGAGAUUUUUAAUAUAGAUACGAAAAAAAAAAAAAAACCCCAACAACAAAAAAACACUUUUCUUGUAAAUAUUUGUAAAUAACAAAAGAGCGAAGUGAGUUAAAGUGUAUUUUGAAUAUUCUCAAUUUUUGGAGUUGAGUUACAAAAACAAAAUGAAAACAAACAAAAAAAAAAAACAAAAAGAAAAAGAAAAUAUAAAACAGACUUUAAAAAUGACUGUUUAAAUGGCUUUGUAAAUUUUGUUCUCUAUGGAUAAAGACGCAAAUUCAUUGUGAUUGUUUUCUAAGUGCCGAAAUAAAAAAGAUGUCUCUCCACAGUUUGUUACUAGAUUAUCCCACAUUUCACUUCAUUAUGAAUCAUAAUGAAGAUUAAUUCAUCAAUUUCGCACCCCCUUUUUAAUGUUGUUUUUUUAAUUAUUCGUAAAAAAAAAAAAAAAAAAAAUUAUUUUCCAAUCACAGUCAUUCUUUAAUCUCCAAGAGUACCGUCUCCGUUCAGAUGUUUUCAUUUCUGCUCUCGUUAACAAGUCUGAUUGCGGAUGGUGUAAGCGUUAGCGUCGAGUCCGUGAGCCGAGUCAGGUCAGAGUGAAGGUCUAGCGAGGCAGGAAGGCCUCGAGCACAAGUUUUCUAAAGGAAGAAAGCUAAGCAGAAAACCUCUCGUUGUUAUCGGAUCCGUUAUGUUUUACCCAUGUACGGCUGCUUGGUCAAUGCGAAUUGUGUGACGAUAGCGAUAACGUUUAUUUUUCAUAUCUGUGUGAUGAUAUAACAUAUAUGUAACAUACAGAGAUAUUUUCCUUCAGAGUAAACUGCAAAGAAAUGAAACGGUUUUAUCGUUCACAAACUCUGUAAAGAUGAAUAUAAAAUAUAAAAGGUAUGAAACAAUACAUGCUGUGAUAUAUAUUUUCUUUUUUUCUUUUUAAUUUUACUUUAAAUGAGUCCUGCAAGGGGAAAAUAUGAUUGUGUCAUUAUGAAGUAUUUUUUAUGAGGAAGCUUGAGGUUUUUUUUUUUUAUUUUUUUUUUUUUAUACAAGUUCUGUCCCCAGACGAUUAUCAAUGACUGCCUCACAAUAAGAUGUUCCCCAGAUAUAUGAAUCGUGUAAUUGCACUUAUAGUCCUUGUCUUUUCUGUUAUUGUGUAAAUGUUUUUGCUUUGUUUCCACCUCAGCCUGAGAAUCAGUCUGUGUUUAACUGCGCUUUCUCCAUGCUUCAUAUUUAAUAACAGUAAUCAAUCAGUGGUGAUGGAGGACAGGCCGAAUAUCCGACAGCGGUUGUAGAUAUAUGUGCUGUUAUCCCUAAAGACUCGACUGACUUUCUCACAUUCGGAAGUCAAAUAAGGACAUUCCUUUUUUUUUCUGUUUUGAGUGGAGGGGACGUCCUGGCAUCAGCGCUGCACAUUUUCAGUCAGUAAUCACGGUCGUAGCCUGAAUAUCUUGUGUACGUUCCAGUAGUUUCCAAUGUUAACCAAAGCGAUAUCAUAUCAUACACUGUGUUCCACCAUGAAACGCCGUUCGCUGGUGGAGACGACGAUGUCCGAGCUUCUCGUAGAGACAGCCGUGUGCUCACUGCUUUUACUGCCCUGACUCCCUUACCCAAUUGGAGAAGAAAAAAACAACAACACAUAUUUGAUUUCAAGAUGAAAAGAAAGGAAGAAGUCUAUCAUAGUGCAGUCUGUAACAUUACACCAGAGGGAGGGAGACUCUUAUUUUGAUUAUGAAUAUGCUGCUUGGAGUUUCUUAAUUCUUUAAUAAAGAAAUAUGGUUUACAUGCUUUUGAAUGACGGUUGUUCAGUUGUACGGUGAUGAUCACCGGAGGUUCACGCUUCACACACCCCUCAAAUUCCUCCACAACACAAGCGAAGGUUCACUUUAUCAUUCAUAAAGCAGUUAUGUGAAAAUCACUAACUUCACAUAAUAUUACAUGAUAAUCGUCUUGUUUUUGAGGCGGUUUUUCAACUAAACACAAUAUUUUUUGUAUAUUUAUUGUAUAGAAUGUAGUACACUAUACAGGAAUGAAUCAGAAAUGC
Molecule: messenger RNA, 2994 nt
Organism: Ictalurus furcatus (blue catfish)
Lineage: Eukaryota; Metazoa; Chordata; Actinopteri; Siluriformes; Ictaluridae
Product: glutamate receptor ionotropic, delta-1-like
Exons: 2
Coding region: 354-872 (172 amino acids)
Source: RefSeq, a predicted model, not a curated record